CUUAGGCAGGACAGUCAACGCACGUCAAGAGGUUCACAAGCUAUCACCUACUCCAUAGAUCCGAAGACUCUUAUACCACACGAUGCACUGUUACAAGCUGGGAUUGGAAAUGCUAGUAAUCGUACUCGUUGCGUUUCAUCCAGGGAAUGGUAAUCCGAGGCACUUGAAAGCUGAAAAGGGCUAUUUGAAAUCAAAGUUUGCAGCAGCUCAUAAGAGAAACCUUCUACAGUUUGGUUUCAUGGUUUCCUGUGCUACGGGAAGGUCGUCUUUUGAAUAUAAUAACUAUGGUAAUUUUUGUGGAUAUGGUGGAGGUGGAACUCCUGUUGAUGACAUAGACAGGUGCUGUCAAGAACAUGACAACUGCUAUGGUAGAAAUGAAGACUGUGCAUAUUAUAGUUUAUCGUAUGACUCGGGAUACAUCAAACAAUAUAGGACGGCCACUCAAAAGUGUGUCCUGAAAUGCGAUGACACUGAAAAGUGCAAGUUCAAUAUAUGUGAGUGUGACAGAAUAGCUGCGGAAUGCUUCGCUAAGUACCGUUACAAUCCAAAACAUAAGACAUAUUGGUAUCAAUAUCUUUGGGGCAGACGAUGACGGUAAUGCCUAGAGGACAAACCUGUGGUGCAGCUAGACUACAAUAUAUAAAUUUGAAAUUAAAAUGUAAUAGACUGAUGCCAUAAGUCAUAGUAUUCGCUCCUCGAUUUUUCGAGAAAAUGGUACCGACUUAAGGAAUCAGUCUAAAAAUGUAAUGGAUUAAUAUAAAGUUGAAAGAAUAAAGGGUAACAUGUAA
This is a messenger RNA of Exaiptasia diaphana, 788 nucleotides long. RefSeq names its product acidic phospholipase A2 DE-II. Gene Ontology annotation, biological process: phospholipid metabolic process; lipid catabolic process; arachidonate secretion. NCBI's taxonomy places the organism in Eukaryota, Metazoa, Cnidaria, Anthozoa, Actiniaria, Aiptasiidae. Bases 83 to 592 code for a protein of 169 amino acids. The record is from RefSeq and is a predicted model, not a curated record. Gene Ontology annotation, molecular function: phospholipid binding; calcium ion binding. The transcript has 5 exons.